Messenger RNA from Callorhinus ursinus (northern fur seal), 2642 nucleotides. RefSeq names its product KIAA1958 ortholog. Lineage: Eukaryota; Metazoa; Chordata; Mammalia; Carnivora; Otariidae. The record is from RefSeq and is a predicted model, not a curated record.
UCCCGCCCCGUCCAGCCCGGGCUGCCCGGCUCCCGCAGGCCCCCCCGCCGCCCGCGUUCCUAUGGACAGACGCACAGACACCUGCAGGAAAGACACUGCUGAUCCUGUAACAUGGAGGAUUGCCUUCAUACUUCAUCUGAGAAUCUGUCCAAAUUGGUCAGCUGGGCCCACAGCCAUGGGACCAUUUGCAGCCUCAUUCCAAACCUGAAACACUUGCUUUCGGAAGGUUCCCAUGGGAACCUCACAGCAAUGUGGGGCUGUAGUGCGGGCCAUGCUUAUCACUGGCCACUGACAGCUACUUGCAGAGCUGGGUCCCAAGAAAGGGUCUGUUUCCAGGAUAACAGAAGUUUUAACUCUGAUAGUCCCAGUAUAAUUGGAGUACCCUCUGAGACACAAACUAGCCCCGUUGAAAGGUACCCUGGGAGACCAGUGAAAGCGAAGCUAGACUGUAAUCGGACCAGAGACUCUUGUGACUUCUCUUAUUGCAGUGAGCCCUCUGAACUGGAUGAAGCUGUUGAAGAAUAUGAAGAUGAAAACACCCUGUUUGACAUGGUUUGUGAGUCUUCUGUUACAGACGAGGAUAGUGACUUUGAACCCCAAACCCAAAGGCCUCAAAGCAUUGCUCGAAAAAGGCCUGGAAUAGUCCCAUCUUCUCUCCAUUCCAGCUCCCAGGCUCAAAUGGUUGAUGAAUGCAGCAAUGAUGUCAUCAUUAAGAAAAUCAAACAAGAGAUUCCUGAAGAUUAUUACAUUGUGGCGAAUGCAGAGCUGACUGGAGGGGUAGAUGGACCAGCCCUGUCAUUGACACAGAUGGCAAAACCCAAGCCUCAAACCCAUGCUGGUCCCUCCUGCAUAGGGUCUGCUAAGCUGAUUCCCCAUGUGACAUCUGCCAUUGGCACAGAGCUAGACCCACAUGGUGUAUCUGCAUCCCCCUCUGUCAUGUCCAGACCAGUCGUCCAGAAGACUGCCAGGGUAUCUCUGGCUUCACCAAACAGAGGACCCCCUGGUGCCCAUGGCACCAACCAGCAGGUGUCCAUGCAGAUGCCUGUGAGCACAUCCCAUCCUAACAAACAGAUCAGCAUCCCUUUGUCUGCACUGCAACUGCCUGGACAGGAUGACCAAGUUGCUUCAGAAGAGUUCCUGCCCCAUCUGCCCAGCCAGGUUUCCUCCUGUGAGGUAGCUCUUUCUCCCUCAGUUAACACAGAGCCAGAAGUGAGCUCCAGUCAGCAGCAGGCCCCAGUCGCUCCAACCAUAACCACUGAGGCCACAGCACAGUGCAUACCAGACCAGGAUGAAAGAGCAGCUGAGCUCAGCAGGGAGCAGAAUGAGAAAACCAUCCGGAGCACGCAGACCGCGCUCCGCAAUUUCCCCUAUUCUACUAAGCUCAACAAAUUUCCUGUAUUUAAUAUUAAUGAUGACUUGAAUGAUCUGUGUACCAGUGCAGUAAGCCCAAACACUACCAAAGCCACACGAUAUGCUCUGAAUGUGUGGCGAUAUUGGUGCGUGACCAACGGACUCAAAGAUCACACGGACAUCACCAAGAUCCCCGCAGCGAAGUUGAACGAGCUGCUCGAGAAUUUUUAUGUCACCGUUAAGAAGAGUGACGGUUCCGACUUCCUGGCCACCUCGCUGCACGCCAUUCGCCGAGGCCUGGACCGCAUCCUGAAGAAUGCAGGCGUGGGCUUUUCCAUCACCAGCAGCACCUUCAGUUCUUCCACCAAGAAACUCAAGGAGAAGCUGUGGGUGCUGAGUAAGGCAGGGAUGUCAGGGGCCCGUGCUCGCAAUAUUGUCUACUUCUCUCUUUCCGACGAGGAGGAGAUGUGGCAGGCAGGGUGUUUAGGUGAUGACAGUCCUGUCACUCUCCUGUCCACUGUGGUCAAGUACAACAGCCAGUACCUGAAUAUGCGGACCCUGCAGGAGCAUGCAGAUCUGAUGUAUGGUGACAUUGAGCUGCUCAAAGACCCACAAAACCAGCCCUAUUUUGCCCGGACAGACAGUGUCAAGCGGGAGAGCCGCAGUGGUGCCACAAGAGUAUGCCACGGGAAAAUCUACCAUGAGCAUUCUAGGGGACACAGACAGUGCCCUUACUGCCUCCUCUACAAGUACAUGUACACCCACCGGCCACCCACCCAAAUGGAGGCCAAGUCCCCUUUCUACCUCACGGCCCGGAAGGAGGCCACAGACAUGGGCAGCGUGUGGUAUGAGGAGCAGAGGAUGGGCCUGCGGUCUCUUCGGGGGAUUGUUCCAAACUUAGCCAAGAAGGUCAAGCUGGAAAAUUGUGAGAACUUCACCUUUGUCUCGUUUACUCAGGUCUCCAGGAGGCUUGGCUCCCACAGUUGCUGUCAGUGAGUCUUCCCUGACAAGCAAGAGCUCCCUUAGGCAACCGCGGCCAGAGCUCUGGGGUGGCAGGGAAUGACAGUGACUUCAAGGUCAGGCUGGUCUUGGUCAGGGGGACCUGCUAUUUCUUUGACUUUGGGUGUGUUUUUUUACCUGAAAGUAGAGGAAUCUGAAUAAUUAGGGUAUUUUAUCCAAAUGUGUGUCACCUUUGUUAAAUUAUAGAAUCUAACACCAUGUAUAAUUGUUCCAUAAACAAGAGUGAGGAAGUUCAUUUUAUCUAGUGCCUUUUUAGCACAGAUUUUCUUAAA